Molecule: messenger RNA, 5138 nt
Organism: Planococcus citri (citrus mealybug)
Lineage: Eukaryota; Metazoa; Arthropoda; Insecta; Hemiptera; Pseudococcidae
Product: collagen alpha-1(V) chain-like
Exons: 28
Coding region: 171-5138 (1655 amino acids)
Biological process (GO): extracellular matrix organization
Molecular function (GO): extracellular matrix structural constituent conferring tensile strength
Source: RefSeq, a predicted model, not a curated record
UUAAUAAUCUCUAUACUAUGUUCGGCCGGGUCGAGUCAUAUUGUACUAAAUUUUCGUGCAGUGUGUGUAAGUUCAAUGAGUUAUUUAAUUUGAUCAGUAAAGAAGGCAAAAAAAAGUAAAGAAAACGCGAAUAAACGUGAUGUGCGAGUUAAAUAUUCGUAAUAUCGAGAAUGAAUAUAGUAAAUGUUAAUGUGAUCCGGGUGAUAGUUUUAGUAAUUUGCAGGCAUAUCGUUGUUAAAGCGCAACGAGCGAUCACAGAACAAAACGAUAUCAGAAAUUUGCUAACGAAUAUACCUGACAGAAUACCAACCAGGCGGGGUUUCUGUCCAGGUAGAAAUGAAUCUGCUUACAUCAUCACCGACCAGAUCGAAAUUAUUCAACAAACGUCUCAAAUAUUCCAGGAAAAGUUCCCGACAGAUUUUUCUAUUCUAGCUGUAUUCAGAUUAUCGGAAGAGAUAGUCAAUACAGCUGCAACUAUAUUCGUUAUCUACGAUGAAAAUGGGGAUGAUCAACUAGGUCUAUCUAUCAGCGAAACCGGCGUUACUUUGAUUCACAAAAAGGAACCUCAAAGUGAAGAUGACACCUCUUCGAAGACGAUUGUAUCGUUUGAUUUACCCAUUUCUCGUGGCAAAUGGACAAGAAUGGCGUUGAGUAUCAAAGGAAAUUCAGCUACUCUGAUUUACAACUGUACCGUAGAGAUGGUCCAAGCAUUUGAUCGCAAUUUAGCUCAGCAGCUGAGUAUAGGAGGUGUUACAUCGAUUGGACGUUCACUAGACGAACAAACAAAACCUUUCAAAGGCGAAAUUCAACUACUGAAGAUUGCAACUAUUCCCGAUACAGCUUACGAAUUAUGCACAGUGUUUAUUCCAGAAUGUAAUAUUACUGAGAGCGAGAGUAAUUUAAAUACAAUCACAGAAAACAGUACUUCAGUAAACGAAAUAGACGUCGAUAGAGACAGAGUGCUCACGAACAACAAUGAUUCGAUAGAUACAAGAAAUCCUUUUACCGAAGAUCAGGUAACUACCAAUUCGAUAGUAAGAACUGUAGUUGGUCCUCCUGGUCCAAGAGGUUACACAGGCUCUCAAGGACCUCCAGGUCUUCUCGGAGAAAAGGGCGAACCAGGUAAAGAUGGCUUACCAGGGAUGACUGGCGUUGCAGGAUCUCCAGGACAUGUAUUCUUGUUACCACUAAAUAAUCAAAUAAAUGAAAAAGGUCCAAAUUCGCAAGUUGAACAGCUCAGACAAAUGUUAUCCCAGCAUGUGGCAACGAUGAGAGGAUCAGAUGGACCGAUGGGACUAACCGGUAUGCCAGGACCUGAAGGUCCUGCUGGACCAGAAGGGCCUAAAGGAGAACCUGGUGAAGCUGGAGAACAGGGUACGCAAGGUUCCCGAGGUUUAGCAGGUUUACCAGGUAGAGUUGGACUUAGGGGAAGACCAGGAAGAGACGGUGAACGAGGGGCUACUGGAUAUCCAGGACCUAAAGGGGAGCAAGGCGUCGCAGGUCAAAUGGGUCUACCAGGAGAAAAAGGCGAUCAAGGUUCAACCGGGCCUAAAGGAAUUCCUGGGACACCCGGCAAUGAUGGAAUACAAGGAGAAGAAGGUCCUCAAGGACUCCCAGGUCCAUCUGGUGCAAUGGGUCCUCGUGGAUUUCCAGGUCCUAGAGGUCUAACAGGACCUUCAGGACAAUCCGGAAUUCCAGGAGCCGAGGGACCUGUGGGCGCUAAAGGAAACGCAGGUCCUCCAGGGCAAGCAGGACCACCUGGUCAGCCAGGUCUUGUUGGACCGGUAGGUGCGCCUGGCCCCCAAGGACCUUUAGGACCACCCGGACUCGCUGGCCCUGUCGGUAAACCGGGUUUACCAGGAUUACCAGGAGUUGAUGGACCUCCAGGAAAUCCAGGAAAUCCUGGUCUAGCUGGCUCUAAAGGAGAUGUAGGUUUACCAGGACCUAUUGGACCAUCGGGGCCAGCAGGAACUAAAGGACCAAAAGGAGAUGAUGGUAAACGAGGUCCAAGCGGUGAUAAGGGUGAUAAAGGGGAACGCGGAGCAGAAGGGGAAAAGGGGGAUCAAGGAAUAAAAGGAGAUCAAGGAGCACAAGGACCAGCCGGAGCAAUUGGAAUAGAAGGACCAGAAGGACCAAAAGGAAUAGAAGGUCCUCGUGGAGAAACUGGUGCUUUAGGUGCCCCUGGAGAAAAAGGUAAAAUUGGUGUUCCAGGACUUCCAGGGUAUCCCGGACCACCAGGAGAAAAAGGCGAUAAAGGGUCAGAAGGCAAACCUGGUAUUGCAGGUGAAAAAGGUCAAAGGGGAUUUGAUGGACAAACUGGCGAACGGGGUGAACCUGGCCAAAGGGGACCUCGUGGCCUUAAAGGUAGACCUGGAGUUGAUGGAAUGCCAGGCCCCAAGGGAGAUACUGGCCAACCUGGUUCUCCUGGAAGUAUAGGAGAAAGAGGUCCUCAAGGUGAAGAGGGCCCUCGAGGUUUUUCAGGACCACCAGGACCUCCAGGACCAAAUGGAAAAGAUGGAAUACCAGGACCACCCGGAGAACGUGGACCAGCAGGCGAAACUGGUUCUGCAGGACCACCAGGUUUGCCAGGAAUAAUAGGUCCACCAGGACCUGCAGGAGAGCCCGGACCCGCCGGAGAACCGGGAGCACCUGGCCAUCCGGGUCAAGCUGGUGACCCGGGACAUCCGGGUGAAAGUGGCAAAGAAGGACCUCCAGGGCAUAUCGGAUCACCGGGAAAACCAGGAGAACCAGGCUCGCCUGGAUUACAAGGAUUUCCAGGAGAACGAGGAUUACCAGGACCACCAGGCAUACCAGGUUUAAAAGGAGAUAUGGGUUUACCAGGACCACUAGGACCAGAAGGAAGUAAAGGACAGCAAGGAGAGUCUGGGAAAGAAGGUCCGCCGGGACCAGAAGGACGCAGGGGGCCUCCGGGUCCACCCGGACCUGACGGUUUAAAAGGAGACAGGGGAGAGUCAGGAAUUCAAGGCUUACCUGGUCGUGAUGGAUCUGAAGGCCAGCGGGGUUUACCAGGACCGGUAGGAGCUGUGGGUGCACCAGGGGAAGAUGGCGAUAAAGGAGACGUGGGCCCUCCUGGAGAAAAAGGAUUCAAAGGAGCUAAAGGAGAAAUGGGGCCUGUGGGGGCAAUUGGACCUCAAGGACUUCGAGGCGAACCAGGUUUAAUAGGUCCACCAGGAGAAAAAGGGUUUCCUGGUGAAAUAGGAAGAGAUGGUGGUAAAGGUGAAGUUGGACCUCCAGGACUGAGUGGGCCUCCUGGUCAACCAGGAUUGCAAGGCUUACCUGGUACACCUGGCGCAAAAGGAGACGUUGGAGACAUAGGACCGAAAGGGCCUCCUGGAAUGGUAGGGCCACCAGGAGAAAUAGGUCAGCGUGGAUCAAAAGGUGUAGAAGGACUGCCUGGGUUACCGGGUGCUGAAGGUGCACAAGGAGCAAAAGGAGAAACAGGUGCUCCUGGACCUCCUGGAAUGCAAGGAGUUGAAGGAAAACAGGGUGAACGUGGUCUUCAAGGUUCAAAAGGUGAAGAAGGCAAAUCUGGCCCUCCUGGAAACCAAGGUCCCAUAGGGCCACCUGGUCCAGAAGGUCCAAAAGGAAACGCAGGACCACCAGGUUUCCCCGGAAACCCAGGGGAACCUGGCCUACAGGGACCAAGAGGUGAACCAGGAAAAGAUGGCGAAGAUGGUAAACCAUGUACGCCAGGACCUCCAGGUGAACCAGGACCCCCAGGAAAAAUGGGACUGACUGGGCCACCAGGGAAGACGGGCAAAGAUGGUCCUGCAGGUCAACAAGGUUCGGAUGGUUUACCGGGUGAAAAAGGCGAUCAGGGGUCACCCGGCCCGGUAGGCUCUCAAGGACCGAUAGGACCACCAGGUUCACCAGGACUACAAGGAGAUCAAGGUCCUCGAGGCUCACCAGGAGCAGCGGGUGAUGUUGGACCUCCAGGAGCAAUAGGAAAUGAAGGACCGCCAGGAAAACCAGGAGUCGAAGGUGAAAAAGGUGAAAGAGGAGACAAGGGGAAAAGAGGACCGAAAGGUCACGAAGGUAUAUUAGGAGCUGCUGGAAAACCUGGCGAUCCAGGAGAACGAGGAGAAAAGGGCGACAAAGGAGAUCCCGGUCCAGAAGGGCCAAAAGGAGAAAUAGGCCCAAUAGGUCUUCAAGGCCAAAAAGGAAAUGAUGGCCCUCCAGGACCAGCAGGCAUUGAAGGACCUUCAGGACUAAAAGGCUUACAAGGUGUUGCUGGAGAUAAAGGAGAACGAGGUGUACCUGGUCCAUCAGGACCCCCAGGACCAGCAGCAGACUUACCUCUGUUACCACCAGAACUUCUAUUUCAAAAAGAAUCUAUUCGAAGAAGGAGACAAAAUGACAACGAUUCUAAUGAAGAAACACCGCCACCGUUUACCAGUACACCUCGACCACUACAAAAAGAAUCGCAGGGUGAACCAUCUUUUAUUGAUGUUUAUACUUCUAUUUACGCCAUGAGGGAAGAUUUAGAAAGAAUAAGAAAACCACUUGGUGUUCGUGAAAACCCAGCUAGGACUUGUAAAGAUUUAUAUUAUAGUCAUCCUCAAUUCAAAAAUGGCUGGUAUUGGAUAGACCCGAACUCGGGAAUGCCAGAUGAUGCCAUUUUCGUCUAUUGCAAUCUAACAGCUGCCGGAGAGACGUGCAUAUAUCCUGAUUUGCAAUCUAGACGAAUGCCCAACAUUCAGUGGAGAAAAGAAAAUGAAAAAGGCGAUUGGUACUCAAAUUUAAGAGGAGGAUUCAAAAUUGGUUACGAAAGCACAGGCUACGUUCAAAUGACAUUUUUACGCUUACUACAUGAAGAAAUUCGCCAAAAUUUCACCUAUACUUGCAUAAAUUCGGUGGCUUGGUUUAAUGCUAAGUUAGGAAAUCAUAAUUCGGCCAUUAAAUUUAUAGACGAGAGUGAAACAGAAUUUUCGGUCGAUUCAUCGAAUAAAGUCACCGUUACACAUGAUGGAUGCAAAUGGAAAGGAAAAGGAGAAACAGUAUUCGAGAUUAAAACAAAAUCUAUGAAGCGAUUACCGAUCACCGACUUUUUCCCGGUAGAUUAUGGAAUGCCAAAUCAAGCAUUUGGGUUUGAAAUAGGACCACUAUGUUUCAAAUAA